Pollicipes pollicipes is the source of this 1410-nucleotide messenger RNA. RefSeq names its product sodium-coupled monocarboxylate transporter 1. The annotation marks the transcript as partial. NCBI's taxonomy places the organism in Eukaryota, Metazoa, Arthropoda, Thecostraca, Pollicipedomorpha, Pollicipedidae. Gene Ontology annotation, molecular function: symporter activity. Gene Ontology annotation, biological process: transmembrane transport; sodium ion transport. The transcript is spliced from 9 exons. The record is from RefSeq and is a predicted model, not a curated record. Gene Ontology annotation, cellular component: membrane.
AUGGCGUCUCCGAAGACGUUCGGCCUAGUGGACUACUGCGUGUUCGGCAGCGUGCUGGUGUUCUCCCUGCUGAUUGGCGUGUACCACGCCUUCCGCGGCAAACAGACCAACGCUGAGAUGCUGCUUGGCGGCAGGAACAUGGCCAUUGUACCCGUGGCCAUUUCCAUCAUGGCAACGUUCCUCUCGGCUAUCCUGAUUUUGGGUUCGCCAGCCGAGAUGUACACGAACGGCGCGCAGUACUGGGUAGUGGUGCUCGCAUUCGCAGUCGUCCUGCCCUCUGUGACCCUGCUCUACCUGCCCAUCUUCUACCGAUGCCGUCUGACGUCCGUCAACGAGUACCUGCAACUCAGAUUUGACAGCCACGUCCUGCGGUUAUUCUGCGUGUUGGGCUACCUGGUGCAGACAUCGCUGUACAUGGCCAUCGCCCUGUACGCGCCCAGUCUGGCCUUGAGUUCCACCACUGACCUGAACCUGGAGACCAGCAUCAUCUGCACGGCCGUCGUGGCGACCCUCUACACAACGAUUGGAGGUCUCAAGGCCGUGGUCUGGGCUGAUGUUCUCCAGGCGGUCGUCAUGGGUGCCGGUAUGGUGGCCAUCGUUGUUCAAGGCUCCAUCAACGUGGGAGGAUUUGGCAACAUAUUCCACAUCAACGCCGAGCAUGGCAGGAUGGAUAUGUUUGACUUUAAACUGAGUCCUUGGCAAAGGCAUAACUUCUGGAAUCUGUUCUUCGGCACCUUGUUCAUGUGGACCGGGGUGAUGGGGGUGAACCAGAGCUCGGUACAACGCUACAUGAGUCUACCCACCCUGAAGGCGGCUAGAAUCGCCUGUCUCCUUAACGCCCCGGCCAACAUUCUCUACAUAUCGCUGGCCUGUCUGUGCGGUCUGGCCAUCUUCGCCACGUACGCCGACUGCGACCCGCUCCGGAUGGCUCUCAUCGAGAGGAAGGACCAGCUGGUGCCCUACUUCGUGCUGGACCAGAUGUCCUACAUUACGGGUCUGCCGGGCCUCUUUGUGGCCUGCAUCAUGUCUGGAGCGCUCAGCACCAUUUCCUCCGGCCUCAAUUCGCUGGCAGCCAUCACUUGGCAGGACUUCCUCAGCAACAUCAACUUCUUCAAGAACAUGUUGCCAAUCACACAGUCUUGGAUAACUAGAGGCAUCAGUUUUCUUUACGGCUGUCUGGCAGUGGGCAUGGCCUUCAUGGCCAGCCAGCUCGGAGGAGUGCUGCAGGCUUCUCUGUCUAUCACUGGAGCGGUCAGCGGUCCUGUGCAUGGUGUCUUCAUGCUGGGCAUCUUCGUUCCGUUUUCCAACGGCAAGGGUGCCGUGGCAGGACUUCUAACGGCCAUGGCAACGAGCGUCUGGGCAGUGAUGGGCGCAUACGGAUCUGGGAAACAGCCCGAAUCUCUACCCACC